ACCUGCUGUUUUGCUGACCGCCGACCCGACACCCGACUGCCGGCAAGCCAUUGUUUCCGCAGUGAUUAAAGCGAUUUGCUGAGACUUGCUUUCAAGAUUAUUGUGCUGUUGUUAUUGUUUAAGCGUAUUCAGCUCGCCAUGGAUGCCGCCCUGCAGCAGGUGCUGCAGUGCCAGCUCUGCGCCUCGAGCUACGACUACGGCGAGCACGCGCCUCAUGUGAUGCCGUGCGGGCACACGGCGGGCCUCCGGUGUCUGCAGCAGCUGGCCAACAGAAGGUGCUCGGAGUGCCGCCAGAAAUUCAAUUUCCCGCUCGUGAAGAACUUCGCGUAUAUGAACAUCGUGGAGUUCCACGUCAAGGAGGCUCUGACGCGCCGGCUGGAGGGCGUGCUGCCACCGGGCGUCCAGGACCAGUGCAGCGGGGAGCAGGCCCUGCAGGCCCUCAGCCUGCUGCAGCGGGACUGGGAGCUGACGCUGCGAGGAGAGGAGCGGGAGCUGACGGGGACGCUGCAGGGCGGGGAGGACGGCGACCCCCUGGCCGCGGCCCUGUGCCUGCUCGUGGCCGCGAGGACGCAGCUCAAAGAGGUGCGCACCAACCGGUCGCGGUCGCGGUCGCAGUCGCAGCGCGGGCGACUUCCCCCACAGAACCAGCAACCGCAGAAGUAAAAGUGGAACCUGCUGAGGCUCCGCCCCCGCUCGCUGUGCCUAUCAACCUCCAGAGGGCCCCCAGGACGUGCACCCCCCAGGUCCAAGUGUCGUGCAGCCUGUGUGACGGCAGUGAUGCCUGACAUUCUGUGUAGCGUGGAGGCGUCACCGCUUCAACACUGGAUUUAUCAGAAAAUGCCUUGUAAAGGUUCAGAAAAAAAACAACAUACUCUUACAUUACAAGAAAUUUUAUUUUUAACAUCACUUGUACAUUUUGUUUGUUUAUAGCCUAAUAAUUUAUUCCUUACUUAUCUUACAUAUUAUUUUACAUGUUUGAUUGUAGCAAUCAUUUUAUCAAAAAAAUGUGUUUGUUGGCUGCAAUUAUAAGUACUGAUUUUCUUAUUUCUACAA
Molecule: messenger RNA, 1053 nt
Organism: Frankliniella occidentalis (western flower thrips)
Lineage: Eukaryota; Metazoa; Arthropoda; Insecta; Thysanoptera; Thripidae
Exons: 4
Coding region: 139-663 (174 amino acids)
Source: RefSeq, a predicted model, not a curated record